Messenger RNA from Knipowitschia caucasica, 1986 nucleotides. Lineage: Eukaryota; Metazoa; Chordata; Actinopteri; Gobiiformes; Gobiidae. The record is from the annotation of a GenBank genome assembly.
AUGGAGCACCUCCAGGGAGCGUGGAAGUCCCUGAGUAACGGUUUCAGCAUGAAGGACCCUGGCUUCGAGAGCCCGUGCCUGUCACCCACCUUGGUCCAGGGCUUCUGCCAGCGCCGCUCCUCCGACGACAGCAAGAUGCCUGAUUCAAAGACAAGCAGCACAAUCCGCGUCUACCUCCCCAACCAACAACGCACUGUGGUAAACGUGCGGCCGGGCAUGACUUUGCACAGUUGCCUGAUAAAAGCCUUAAAAGUGCGAGGUCUGCAGCCCCAGUGCUGUGCUGUGUUUAAGCUGCAGCCGGCGCUGGUGCCGGCGCAGGGAAGUAAAAAGCUCAGAAUGGACUGGAACACAGACUCCACCUCUCUGAUCGGUGAAGAGCUCCUUGUGGAAGUUUUAGACCAUGUGCCCUUGACAACCCAUAAUUUUGUUCGUAAGACUUAUUUGAAGUUAGCCUAUUGUGACAUUUGCCAGAAGUUCCUUAUAAACGGUUUCCGAUGCCAAACCUGUGGCUACAAGUUCCAUGAGCAUUGCAGCACCAAAGUCCCGACGAUGUGUGUGGACUGGAGCAACAUCCGACAGCUCCUCUUCUGUCCCACACCUGGUGAGGGCAGUGCACCAUUUCCACCAAUGACGUUUCGGAGAAUGAGGGAUUCUUUAACGAGGUUUCCCAGCUCGGCGCACCGAUACUCCACGCCUCACGCCUUCAACUACAACACGUCCUCCGUGAGUCCAGGGGGCGCUCUCUCCCAGAGGCAACGCUCUACCUCCACCCCCAACGUCAGCAUGCUCAGCACCACCCUGCCCAUCGACAGCAGCAUGAUGGAGCUCGACGGCCCGAAUGCCUGUCCCAGCUCCUGGUGUCAAAGAUUCUGGCUCAAGAGGAAAGUAGGUAUAGUGCAAUUCUCCCAGUCAUUUGCCGAGGCCACACCCGAGCUUUCCGACAAGGUGUGUGAUCCAAACUCUGCAGGGAGCUCUCCGAACCAGAGUCCCACCGGCUGGGCCCCGUCCAAACCCCCUGCUCAGAAUAAAAUAAGACCUCGAGACAAGCGAGACUCCAGCUACUACUGGGAGAUCGAGGCCAGUGAAGUCUACCUGAACUGCUGCAUCGGCUCAGGCUCGUUCGGAACUGUGUACAAAGGGAAAUGGCACGGCGACGUAGCGGUGAAAAUCUUAAAGGUCAAAGACCCCACCCCUGAGCAGUUUCAAGCCUUCAGAAACGAGGUGGCAGUUUUGCGGAAGACCCGGCACGUCAACAUCCUCUUGUUUAUGGGCUACAUGACGAAGGACAACCUGGCCAUCGUGACGCAGUGGUGCGAGGGGAGCAGCCUGUACAAGCACAUCCACGUCCUGGAGACCAACAUCAAGAUGAUCGAGAGGAUAGACAUCGCCAGGCAGACGGCGCAGGGCAUGGACUACUUGCACGCAAAGAACAUCAUCCAUCGCGAUAUGAAGUCCAACAACAUUUUCUUGCACGACGGCCUAACAGUGAAGAUUGGCGACUUUGGUUUGGCCACGGUAAAAACCAGAUGGAGCGGGUCGCAGCAGGUGGAGCAGCCCUCAGGAUCGAUUCUGUGGAUGGCGCCUGAAGUGAUCCGCAUGGAGGACAACAACCCAUACAGCUUCCAGUCGGACGUCUACUCGUACGGAAUCGUGCUGUUCGAACUCAUGACCGGGGAGCUGCCGUACGCUGAGAUAGCCAACAGGGAUCAGAUCAUCUUCAUGGUGGGCAGAGGAUACCUGUCGCCAGACCUCAGUAAGCUCUUCAAAAGUUGUCCCAAAGCCAUGAAAAGACUGGUCGCCGACUGCAUCAAGAAAUCCAAAGAUGAGAGGCCUCUUUUUCCACAGAUCUUGUCGUCCAUCGAGCUCCUGCAGCACGCCCUCCCCAAGAUCAACCGCAGCACAUCGGAGCCGUCCCUGCACCGCGCCACCCACACGGAGGACAUGAACGCCUGCACGCUCACCUCCACCCGGCUGCUAGUCUACUAA